AUGCUUCUCUCCACAAAUAUUUUCUCCCUUAACACAAGGGAAUUAUCACCAACUAAAUUAUUUUCUAAAAAACAUUUUUCUUCCAGGUUUGAAUAUAGUAACAAUAUUUCAUCAUUUGAGAAUCAUAAAAUAGCUAGAAAAAAAUUGUUUUGCAUGAAAUCUGAAAAUGUAGGACACCAUCAACUUAAAAUCAUGCAUGGUAAUGAUAAUGGCAUAGGGAUUGUUGAUUUUUUCGAAGGGAAAAAUAUUCUUGUCACUGGUGCUACAGGGUUCCUAGCAAAAGCUUUGAUUGAAAAAAUGUUGAGAACAACACCAAAGGUAAACAAGAUCUAUUUGCUCAUCAGGGCAAAGGAUAAGGAAGCUGCAUUUCACAGAUUAAAAAUUGAAAUUAUGGAGUCAGAAUUAUUCAAAUGCCUAGAAGAAAUGCAUGGUGAAUAUUACAAGUCAUUCAUAUUGGACAAAUUGAUGCCUAUAGUUGGAAAUAUAUAUGAGCCAAAUCUUGGUAUGGAUAUUAUUACUAGUGACAAAAUUGCUCAAGAAAUUGAUUUGAUUGUUGACUCUGCAGCCAUCACUACAUUUGAUGAGAGGUAUGAUUUAGCUCUUGAUGCUAAUGUGAAUGGUCCAUAUCAACUCAUGAUGUUUGCAAAGAAAUGCAAGAAACUUAAACUUCUUAUGCAUUAUUCCACUGCAUUUGCCAAUGGAGAAAGAGAAGGGUUAAUAUUGGAGAAGCCUUUUACUAUGGGAGAAAGCAUAACAAAGGAAAAAAUCACUUCAAUUUCUCCUUAUACUAAUUUUCCAUCAUUGGAUGCUCACAAUGAAAUGAAUUUGAUUUCAAAGUUGAAGAACAAUAUUACAAAUAAUAUUGGUUUGGAACAAAUAAUGAAGGAUUUUGGACUUGAGAGGGGAAAGUUAUAUGGAUGGCAAGAUACAUAUUCAUUUACAAAGGCAAUUGGUGAAAUGAUGAUAAAUAAUAUGAGAGAUGAAAUUCCAAUACUUAUUAUUCGUCCCUCUGGAAUAACAAGUAGCUAUAAAGAACCUUUUCCUGGAUGGAUACAAGGAUUCAGGAUAAUCGACCCAUUAGUCUUUUUCUAUCGAAAGGGUGACCUCCCUGGCCUUCUUGCUGAUCCUAAUUGUCUUGUUGAUUUGGUUCCAGUUGAUAUGGUUGUAAAUACAACAAUGGCUGCUAUGGCAAAACAUGGAAAUUUGCAAAAUCCACAACUAAAUGUCUAUCAUGUGGCAUCAUCAUCUAUAAAUCCUGUCUCAUUUUCUCAAAUUUUUGACUAUUCCUAUGAUUUUUUCCAAUUAUUUCCUUUUGUUAAUUCAAAAGGAGAUAAAUAUGAGGUUAAAAAAAUGAGAUUUUUUGACAAAAUAUCAGAUUUUGAAAAUUAUAUUUGGGAGGUAUUAUCCAAGCAGCAUGAAGUACAAGAUGGAAAAGAGCUAACAAAGAUUCAAAUACGUUUAAUUAAAAAGAAAGUGGAAUAUUUGAAGAAUUUCAGCAAACUUUAUGAACCCUACUUGUUCUACAAAGGCUGGUUUGACAAUGGCAAUGUACGAAAGCUAAUGGGAGACAUGUCUGAAGAAGAAAAAAGAAGCUUUGAAAUUGAUGUGACAAAAAUUAAUUGGAAAAAUUAUAUUGAAAAUACCCAUAUUCCUGGUGUACAAAAAUAUGUACUAGAAGGGAAAAGGGAGGCUACACCAACUGCUGACACUGAUAUCUUAGAGGUUUAUAGGAGUAGUGUCCCCAUCCACUCAGUCAAUGCUCCUCCUAGAAAGAGGGGAAGCAUGUUGAAUGCUAGGGAAGGAACAUAUGUGAUUCGGGCAAAAAGUCCCAAUGUUGAAGCUUUUGGACCAGCAACAGCAGCAGCUGACGCAUUAACAUUGAGAUCGUUAGAGAUUUCAUCAGGUGUAAGUGGUUCAAAUGAUGGUGAAUAUGAUGACUAG
Messenger RNA from Solanum verrucosum, 1941 nucleotides. RefSeq names its product fatty acyl-CoA reductase 2, chloroplastic-like. Gene Ontology annotation, biological process: suberin biosynthetic process; long-chain fatty-acyl-CoA metabolic process. The coding region runs from base 1 to 1941 and encodes 646 amino acids. NCBI's taxonomy places the organism in Eukaryota, Viridiplantae, Streptophyta, Magnoliopsida, Solanales, Solanaceae. Gene Ontology annotation, cellular component: intracellular membrane-bounded organelle. The transcript has 10 exons. The record is from RefSeq and is a predicted model, not a curated record. Gene Ontology annotation, molecular function: alcohol-forming very long-chain fatty acyl-CoA reductase (NADP+) activity.